This is a messenger RNA of Macrosteles quadrilineatus (aster leafhopper), 597 nucleotides long. RefSeq names its product peptidoglycan-recognition protein 3-like. The record is from RefSeq and is a predicted model, not a curated record. Lineage: Eukaryota; Metazoa; Arthropoda; Insecta; Hemiptera; Cicadellidae. Gene Ontology annotation, molecular function: N-acetylmuramoyl-L-alanine amidase activity. Gene Ontology annotation, biological process: peptidoglycan catabolic process. The transcript is spliced from 3 exons. Bases 1 to 432 code for a protein of 143 amino acids.
AUGGCUUUAAAGCAUCUUAAUUUUUCGCAGGUAUUGCACAUGUUCUUACACCGUUUCCUGGUUGGGAGAGACGGAACUGUGUAUGAAGGUCGAGGAUGGAGCACCAAGUCAUCAAAGUCUCUCAAGUUUAACCCUGCAUUAUACGGACGAAGACUAGAUAUUGCCUUCAUCGGGGACUAUGACACUGUAUACAACCCACCGCUAGACAUGUUGGAAGGCUCACAGAACAUACAGAGACUGGGUAUUGAAGAGAAUUACCUCCUGGACGGACACGAGAUUGUACGUAUUUAUACCUGGAGAAACCGCGUCAGAGAGGGCCGCAUUGGGGAGUUCCCUACAGCAGAAGAAUGGCUCUACCAGAAGUACCAUCCCCCAGACGAGUUCCAACUGCCACCUAUCCUGCAGGUGAAGAAGUCGUGGAAAGGAACUUGAAAUUAAGAUUUUUACUAUAGUAGAUGGCGUGUGUUGCUACAACUUUCUAGGUAAAACUGUAUCUAAAUCAGUGUUUGGGAUUUCCCAUGGUUAUUCCAGUAAGUUAGGUAAUUUAUUUUGGUUCAUUGUACUUCAAAACAAACUUUGUAAAAUAUUGAACUUCAA